UAUCAUUAUUAUUGACAUUAUUAUUACAUUUUAAGCGAGAGAGAGGGAAAACAACAAGAAAAAAGAAAAAAACAGGGAAAUCAUUUCAAAGACAAUAUUUCUAUAAACAUUGAAUGUAUACAAACAGAAUAAACAUAAUCAAAGUGAACAUAGAAACAUAUCCCCAAUAGUCAUAAUAAUAAUAAUAAUGGCUUUCACACAAAUUGGAUGUUCCUCUUCAUAUAAAAUGACAAUAUGUCCACGAAACCCAUCCCCAACGACAAUGUCUAUAAAUAAUGAUGUUACACAUGUUGAAGAUGGAUUUUCAACAAAUGAUUAUGGUAUUAAACCCAAUUCUUGGGAAUGUUCUGAUUUAAAAAAUGACUUAACCCAAAAUGAAGCACUUAGUAACAAUCAACAAUACCAACAAGAACUAUUAAAUGUUCCAUUUAUUACGUCACAACAUAAACCAUAUCAAAAUUUAAGAUAUACUGGUAAAAAUUUUCCCAAUAAUUUACAACAUUCAAAUAGAGAAAUGAAAGAGCCGGAUAAAAGUGAAUUGGACAACUUAGAAGUAUUUUCAUCAGAUAGAUUAACGCAUAGUUUAAAUUAUUCAACACCUACUUCAUUAUACCAUCACCAUGAUCAUCAUCGUGAUCAGGAUCAUCAUCAUCAUCAACAACAACAACAACAAUAUGCUAAUCAUUUAAAUUAUCCUUCUAAUUAUCAAAAAACUAAUUAUAAUCUUUAUCACCAACCAAAUAAUGAUCCUGUAUUACAUUCAUCAAUACCUAUAGAUCUUCAUGAAUCAUCCAUUUAUUUUAGACAACCGAAAGAAAUGAAUAAUAAUACCUCAGAGAUUAUAAUUUCAAAUUAUUCAGAACAGGAAAUAAUAGAAAAUAAACUCUUGUCAAAUGGAAACAUACCUAACUCAUUAGAUCAUUUAUCCAAUUCGUCUAAAUCAACAUCAAUAACAACAACAACAUCAUCAUCAUCAGCAGCAGGAGUAGCUGCAGCAGCUGCAUCAAGAGCAUCGAUGGAAUUACAUAUUGGAGAAAUCAAUGAAGUUCAUUCAAAUCAAUAUGGUAAUCUAAGUACAGAUUUUCAUUUAAUUCAUAAAAAUGAAAAUGAUUUAACAGAAUUUUCAAAUUAUACACCAUAUUUAAAUAAAUUAUUUUCAUCUAAAGUAUUAUUUAAUCAUAUACAACAACAAUCAUUAAGUCAACAGCAUACUACUGAUAAUAAUUUAAUAAGUAGUAGUGGCAGUAAUAAUAAUAAUAGUAAUGCAUGUAGUAUAACAAAUAUUAUUAAUGAUAAUCUAUAUACUAAUAAAAAACAUCAUGAUUCAAAUGUAUUAUUAUCAACAACUAUUUCACUUUUUCCUACUCAUACUACUUAUACUACUGGUACAUGUAGUAGUAUCAAUGAGAACAAUUCAAAUCAUAAUAAAAAUUAUACCGCUACUACUACUACUCCUGCUGCAAUUAUGGAUUAUGAAAAAUUUCAACCAAAUGAUUAUAAAUUAUUAUCUGAAAAGGGUUUACUGAAAACAAUGGAGCAUCACUCUUCGUCUUCUUCAUCAUCAUCGUCAUCAUCAUCAUCAUCGUCAUCCACUUUUGAGUCUCGUGAUAUAAAAUAUCCUAAUAUACAAAUAUUGAAUGAUAAAAUACAAUCAUCAUCAUCACCACCAAUAUCCUCUUCACAUUCUCCGAUAAGAAUAAAUGAAAUGAAUAAUUCAAAUAUAAUAAUGACAACAAAUAAUUCAUUAUAUCGUUGUAUACCUUCAAUUCAUCCUCCAACUGUAAAUGUUUAUUCACAAGUUAUAAAUUCAACUCAUUCAAAACAGCCAAUCUAUCCACGAAUAUCAACAAAUGAUUUGUCAAUAGAACAUCCUCAUUUUCAUAUACGGAAUAAUGGUAACAAAACUGGUAACAAUAAUGUUAAUAAUAAUCCAUAUCCAUUCAGUGGGAAUUUACCACAUCCUCAUCAUCAUCCUCCUCCUCCUCAUCAUCAUCAUCAACAACUUUUAUCUAGAUCAGUUCAAAAUUCUAAUAAUACUCAUUUACAUCAUUCAGUUUAUUUAAAUAAUGGACAUUUAAGAAAUUUCAAUCAAACUAAUGGUCCUAGUAUUGGACAUACAAAUCAUCAUGGAUUUACUUAUGGUCUUGAUGGUACACGACGUAAAAAUGCUACUAGAGAGAGUACUACAACAUUAAAAGUUUGGUUACAAGAGCAUAUGAAAAAUCCAUAUCCUACUAAAGGGGAAAAAAUAAUGCUUGCUAUUAUCACAAAAAUGACAUUAACACAAGUUUCAACAUGGUUUGCAAAUGCUAGACGACGUUUAAAAAAGGAGAAUAAAAUGAGUUGGCCACCUAAAUCAAUUGGAAGUAAUAAUAGUAUAGAACAGAAAAGUCCAAUCAAUUUAAAUUCCGCACAAAAUUCAAAUAUAAAUCAUCAUGUAAAUAAUGAAAAAUCUAUUGAACAUUUAAUGAAAUCAACUAAAAAACUUCAAAAUAAUCAAGAUUUAAAUGAAGAUGAAAUAAUUUUAGAAGGAGAUAUCGAUGAUGAUCAUGAUGAACAGAUGGUUGAAGAUGAAAUCGAUGGUCAUAAUGAUAACGAAGAUCAUAAUGAUGAUGAUGAUGAUGGUGAAGAUGAUAAUGAUGACGACAACAACGACGAUGAUGAUGGUGAUGAUGGUGAUGACGAUAAUGAACAAAAUGAUAAUGGUGAAUUUGAUGAAGAUUAUAAUGAUGUUGUAGAAGGUGAUCUUGUAGCGAAUAAACAUAAUUGUAGACAAAAUUAUUUAAAUUCCUCACAUCAUAAUUUUCAAUCAAUUCCAUCAUUUCUAUCACAUUCAAAUCAUGAUUCUUCAAUUUGUGAACAAUCUACAAAUCGUUUUAAUUUGAAUAUAAUUCCAAAUGAAAGAAAUUCUGAAUUAUUUCAUUAUACUACUAAUACUUAUCUUACAUCAUCAUCACAAACAUUGCCACAUUAUAGUCAUUUAUCAAAUGUUCAUUAUGAUGAUAAUAAUAGUCCAAUUGGAAUACGUAAUUCACACACAAUGAAUGAAUACCUACUUUCUAAUAGUAUUAAUACUACUACUACUACUACAAAUACUACUAAUACUAUGCAUAGUAGUAUUAAUAGUACAAGUAUUGAAACGAAUAUACUUUCUAAAUUACAACCUCAAUCAAAAUCAUUUCAUUUUUCUUAUGAAAUUCCUUCAGAUAUAAAUCAAAAUUCUUUAUAUUCAACAAUGAAAUAUCAUAAUUCAAUUCAUUCUACUAUUUCAUCAUAUUUACCUACAAUUAUACAAUCAUCAACAUAUUACACUUCAUCUAUACCAAUGAUGAACAAUAGUACGAAUACUACAGUGAAUUAUCAACAUUCAAAUCUUGUAUCCUCCUCCUCCUCAUCAUCAUCACCAUCAUCAUUAUCAUUAUCAUCGAAUUCAUUGAUUCAUAAUGAACAAAUUCCAUUAAGUCAAUCUAUUAAUUAUCCACAUUCUUUAAUAUUAAAGCAUAAUAAACAAUCAUUAAUGAAUACAGAUAUGAUGUACAAUACAAAAUGUCUUCAAUCCAACUUUUGUUAAUAUUUAUAUACCGGCCCCCCCCCUCUGACGAAAGGAACAAAAGAAACACUUUAGUGUAAUAAUAUUUCAUAUAAACUUCAUAUUGUCUUAUUACGUAAUACAUUGAUUGUAGAUGACAAUAAGUAUGUAAUAUUAGUUUUAUCUGUAUGCAUAGUACAAAUGUGGAGAAGAUUUGUAGUUCAGGUCGAUGAAUAUGAUGGAAUUUUGUACUUUGAGCUGGAUAGUUUGGUCGUGGAAUUUUCAUCGUUCUUCUAAAUGACUUCAAACUUCACUUCUAUCUGAAGUUUGUGCUGAUGAUAUCGUUUAAAGAUGGACGAUGAAAGUUCCAUAACCAAACUAUUCAGUUCAGAGAAUAAAACUCCAUCAUAAAUACAAAUGUAUUGAAUCAUAUGAGAGUCAAUGUGUUUUAAAGAGUUAUAAAUUCAAAUAUGUAUACAAUGUACAAUUAUUCCAACCUUCUUUAUAUUUCUAUAUAUAUAUAUAU
This is a messenger RNA of Schistosoma intercalatum, 4055 nucleotides long. The record is from the annotation of a GenBank genome assembly. NCBI's taxonomy places the organism in Eukaryota, Metazoa, Platyhelminthes, Trematoda, Strigeidida, Schistosomatidae.